AAUUUGGUUUUUUUUGGUUAUUGCUUCUUCAAUCUCUUCAUUUCACCGUUGAAUCUGAAAAUGAUCACCGGAGUACUUCGCCGAUCUUCCCUGCCGUCGGGGCAGACACUCUCCGCUGCGUUGACCUCCUUUGAUUCAUGUCUUUCUCACCAUCUCACUCCAGCCUCCACCGCAGCCUCAAUCACUCCUCGAUUCACUGUCGCAUCGUCUCCGAACUCAUUUGGUAUUACAGCGAGGGACUUCCACAUUAGAUCUGAGCCGCCGAUGUUUGUUCCCGCAGGAAUCGUGUCACAUGGUUACGCCACUGCGCGAGAGAGUAGCUUCAGAGAUUCGAAAAAUGUUGGUAUCAGCAAAACCGCAAAGGUUAAAAUUUCUCCAGUGAAUGUCAAACCAUUAAGUAGGAAGGAGAUCGCUCUCCAGAAAGAGGCAGCAGAAGAAAGCACAUCAAAGAUAAAAGGAACCAAGAUUUGCAUAGCGAUUCGGUCUUUCGAUAACCCGGAAAAGCACGCUUGGUCUCUCCCUCCUCACACCCGUAAGGUUGCAAUGCCGGACACAAGGACGCUGUACACUGUGCUACGGUCGCCUCACGUCGAUAAGAAGUCUAGGGAACAGUUUGAAAUGCGGUUCAAGAAAAGGCUUCUUGUCAUCAAAGCUCAGAGUCACGAGCUGAGCAAGAAGCUGUUCUGGUUAAAACGUUACCGUAUUCUUGGAGCGCAGUAUGAACUCCAGUUCCAUUGCAAGACCCGUUUGGACAUGACUAAAGUGUUGAGCAACAUUGAUUGAUGGCUUCACUAAUGAGAUGUUGCUAGAAGGUAUAAUUUUGAAGAAGUUUUCAAGACGCAAACCGGGUAGGUUUUGACCCGACUCUGCAAUAAUUUCGAAACCUUAGUGAUCCCAAGAACUCAGCUUUGCUUCAGAUCAGAUCCUGUAGCUCUUUUCUUGCUUAGUAUAAAAACGUGUUUUCUUUUUGGGGAACGAUUUUUAAAGAUCAAUUGAGUUUCAGUGACAUAAUGCUUUCAGUA
Capsella rubella is the source of this 1022-nucleotide messenger RNA. Its product is annotated as 40S ribosomal protein S10, mitochondrial. The transcript has 2 exons. Gene Ontology annotation, biological process: translation. Gene Ontology annotation, molecular function: structural constituent of ribosome. Lineage: Eukaryota; Viridiplantae; Streptophyta; Magnoliopsida; Brassicales; Brassicaceae. Gene Ontology annotation, cellular component: ribosome; mitochondrion; small ribosomal subunit. The record is from RefSeq and is a predicted model, not a curated record. The coding region runs from base 61 to 783 and encodes 240 amino acids.